Messenger RNA from Entelurus aequoreus (snake pipefish), 5336 nucleotides. It is a transcript of the gene rasgrp3, whose product is annotated as RAS guanyl releasing protein 3 (calcium and DAG-regulated). Gene Ontology annotation, biological process: positive regulation of GTPase activity; Ras protein signal transduction. Gene Ontology annotation, cellular component: plasma membrane. NCBI's taxonomy places the organism in Eukaryota, Metazoa, Chordata, Actinopteri, Syngnathiformes, Syngnathidae. The record is from RefSeq and is a predicted model, not a curated record. Bases 381 to 2612 code for a protein of 743 amino acids. Gene Ontology annotation, molecular function: calcium ion binding; guanyl-nucleotide exchange factor activity. The transcript is spliced from 18 exons.
AAAAGGGGGGGUAAAGGAGACGGAUUCUAGGGGCCCAUGAUGGAGGGGGGCCCAGAGAGGCCCCUAAUGAUGAUGAAAUUAUAAUACAGAAAAAAUAAUGACACUAAGUUAUUAACUAACAUAUAAUCACACAUGUUUUAUUUUCCAUGUCCUGGUAACAAUAUCUUUAUUUGUUUUGGAAGCAUCAACACCUGCAGGGCCCUCCCUUCCCCCCCUCUAUUUACGUAAAAUGGUUCAGUCCGACUGGAUCAGCUGCAGGUAGAGCACCGCGAAUUGUCACAGACAAAGCGGAGGAGACAGCAGUAUGCCUCAAAAAUCAGGCAGCCAAAAAAGAAAGGAAAAUAAAAUAAGAGAGGAGAAGGAGAUGAAGGGUCGACAAUAUGUCACCCAAUAUUUCCAAAAAAAGCUUGGUGCGUGUAAAAGCAGAUAUCUCUGUGAAGGAAACCCUUGACCGGCACGCUGCUUAUCACUGGAGAUACUUUGGUGAGGACGAGUGUGACAACAUGGGAUCAUCAACUCUAGGAAAGGAAGCAUCUCUUGAGGCCCUCCUGUAUGAAUGCAUCCAUGCAUUUCAUGACAAUGGAGAGCUAGAGGUUAAUUUGCCUCGGAUGCUACUACUAAUGCACCGCUGGUAUGUUGCAUCUUCUGAACUGGCUGGAAAACUACUGAUGAUGUACCGUGAGUGCAAAGAUGACGACUGCCAGCUAACCAGACUGAAGAUUUGUUAUUUAAUGAGAUACUGGAUAGUGACGUUCCCUGCAGAGUUCAACCUGGAUUUGGGUCUGAUCAGGAUCACAGAGGAGUUCCGAGAAGUGGCUGCAAAGCUCAGCUGUGAGGAGCAUUUUAAACUCAUUGAUAUCUCCACCAUUCCUUCGUACGACUGGAUGCGUAAGGUGACCCAGCGUAAAAAGCAGAUGAAGAAAGGCAAAGCUUCUCUGCUGUUUGACCACCUUAAGCCCAUUGAGCUGGCUGAACACCUGACUUUCCUGGAGUUCAAAUCCUUCAGGAGGAUAUCGUUCCCUGAUUACAAGAGCUAUGUGGUCCAUGGCUGCCUGGUGGACAACCCAACACUGGAACGUUCCAUUGCUCUGUUCAACGGCGUUUCACAGUGGGUUCAACUUAUGGUCCUGAGCAAGCUAACACCUCCAACCAGAGCAGAAGUCAUCACUAAAUACAUUCAUGUGGCUCAGAAACUUCGGCAGCUGCAGAACUUCAACACUUUAAUGGCGGUGGUAGGAGGGCUGAGCCACAGCUCAAUUUCUCGACUGAAGGAGACUCAGUCUCAUCUCUCUGCAGACGUGGUGAAGAUGUGGCGCGAGAUGACAGAACUGGUGUCAUACAACAACAACUAUUCCUGCUACCGCAAGGCCUUCAGCGAAUGCCAUGGCUUUAAGAUCCCAAUCCUGGGCGUGCACCUAAAGGACCUCAUCGCUGUGCAUGUGGUGUUUCCUGACUGGGCGGAGGACAGCAAUAAGGUGAACCUGGUGAAGAUGCAACAGCUCUACGUGACUUUUAACGAGCUGGUGUCUUUGCAAAGCGCAGUGGCCCAAGUGGAGCCCAACAUGGACCUCAUCUACCUGUUAACGCUUUCUUUAGACCUUUACUACACAGAAGACGAGAUUUAUGAGUUGUCGUUGCUAAGAGAACCACGGAACCCCAAAUCACUGCCAACCUCUCCAACAACUCCCAACAAGAACCUUGUGCCCUUGGACUGGGCCUUGGGUGUCACGACCAAACCAGACCCCUCCCUUGUCAAUAAACACAUCAGGAAGGUGGUUGAUUCUGUCUUCAGGAAUUAUGACCCCGACCACGAUGGGUAUAUUUCUCAAGAGGACUUUGAGAACGUUGCUGCUAACUUUCCCUUCCUGGACUCCUUCUGCGUCUUUGACCAAGAUCAAGAUGGACUGAUCAGUAAAGAUGAAAUGAUUGCUUAUUUCCUUCGAGCGAACCCGUUGCUGCAGAGUAAAAUGGGUCCAGGAUUCGUCCAUAACUUCCAGGAGAUUACAUUUCUGAAACCAACCUUCUGUGAACAUUGCACUGGAUUUCUCUGGGGGCUCCUCAAACAAGGCUACAAGUGCAAAGACUGUGGCGUCAACUGCCAUAAACAGUGCAGGGAGCUACUAGUUCUGGCUUGCAGGAAGCUGCUGCGUUCUGGUUUUUUGGGAUGUGUGACCCCUGACAGACAGACACACAGUUCACUGCCCAGCAGCCCCUUGCUGCACACCGAUACCGACAAGGACGAUGUGUUCGAGUUCCCUGGUGUCACAUCAGCAAGUCCGACUGAGGGUACCAAAAGCAUCACCCUGAUGACCAGCUCGGCCCAGAGGAUCUCCGUUCGUCUGCAGAGGGCCACCAUCAGCCAAGCCACUCAGACUGAACCUGUGUGGUCUGAACACGGUUGGGGGGCCACCAACGUUGGCUCCCACACCUUUCCCAAAACGAAACACCGGACUCCCAGAGAGAACUACAAAAACAAAACUUUUGCCUUGUGGGAAAACCUGGAAGACAAGAAGCGGCGGACAGUUUUGGUACAAUGCAGCGGCCACUCUCAGAAUACGACUGGUGGAGAGAUCACAGAUCGCAGGAUCACACGAAGAGGAAAGGACAGCUGACUUGGUAGCAGAGGUGAACGCCACUCUGAGGGGUCCAGAAAGCCACUAUCGACUUCGACCAAGAAGUUCUUCUGUCUGGGAAGGUGCUGGGCUGUUUGAGCAACACAGAACUAUGUCGACUAGACCACGUCUGCUUAGGGCAACGACAUGCGCUUUGGUAAACUAAAGUGGAAUAGGAUACACACGGUAUUUCUGACCUGAGAACCGGAGGAAGAUGGAUCUGAUUGGGAGUUACCUUCACAACAAUGUCAACAUUAUGAAAUAGUGUGUCGUUACCUCACUUUUGGAUGACAUAUUUGCGUAUGAAAUAAACACGGGAAAACGUGUGAAUGCUGAAAAGGUUAAGCUGAACUGAAAUGCUAACGGUUAGCAUGCGUCAAGUAUGAGAAGAUGAGACUGAGGUGAAAGUUAGCUAAAAACGCUAGCACGUUGCUAAUGUUAGCAGAUACAGUUAGCAUGUUAAUAGUUAAAAGGACUUUUGUCUGCUAAUUUAGCUAUAAAAAAAAGUUGGAAUGUAGCUAACAUUAGCAGAACAUGCUACCGUUAGCAUGCAUUAAGUAGAAAAAUAUAUGACACUGAGGUGUUUACCAGCAAAUUUAGCUAAAGGAAAGUUAGCAUUCUAGCUUUUUGCAUUGGACUAACAUUAGCAUAGAGCAUUUUGAUUUUGGAAUGAUUCAAAUUGGUUGAGAACUGUGGAAGCAUGUAAGUACUUUUAAAAGAGAAUAACUUAACGAUUGAUUGAUACAACCAUAGACCGAUUUAUAUUGCUAAAUUUGAAGUAUAUCGAUCUGUACUCUGCAAGUUUGCCUUCCGCAAGAUAGGUAUCGAUCCAAUACCGUUUUAAAAGGGAAUUGAUCCAUUUAUCGAUACUCGAAAAAGGAAAACAUUUGAUUUAAGAAUGGCAGACUUUAUAUGAAGUUUAGCACUCUAAAAAAUAAGGACGCACCGUAUUUUUCGAAGUAUAAGUCGCUCCGGAGUAUAAGUCGCACCGGCCGAAAAUGCAUAAUAAAGAAGGAAAAAAACAUUUAUAAGUCGCAUUUUUGGGGGAAAUUUAUUUGAUAAAACCCAACACCAAGAAUAGACAUUUGAAAGGCAAUUUAAAAUAAAUAAAGAAUAGUGAAGAACGGGCUGAAUAAGUGUACGUUAUAUGACGCAUAAAUAACCAACUGAGAACGUGCCUGGUAUGUUAACGUAACAUAUUAUGGUAGGAGUCAUUCAAAGAACUAUAACAUAUAGAACAUGCUAUACGUUUACCAAACAAUCUCACUCCUAAUCGCUAAAUCCCAUGAAAUCUUAUACGUCUAGUCUCUUACGUGAAUGAGCUAAAUAAUAUUAUUUUAUAUUUUACGGUAAUGUGUUAAUAAUUUCACACAUAAGUCGCUACUGAGUAUAAGUCGCACUAUGAAAAAAACUGCGAUUUAUAGUCCGAAAAAUACGGUAAACGUUAAGUCUAUUUACCCGUCUGUAACGUUCAUCAAAACAAAAAUGGCAGAUAGCCACGGUGGUCGAGAACGGUCAUAAUAAACGCCACAAGAUCACAUUAAUUACGACAUAAAAACCUUCACCUACAACAAAAGCCACAACGACUACAAAUGACACAACACAAUAAUAUAACUUUAAAGGGGAACUGCACUUUUUUCUGAAUGUCGCCUAUCUUUGUUUUUGACGACAUUACAAAUAUUACUGCUGAUGUUAAAUAGCAGACAGCAUCAAUAAAUUAUCUUAGAUUGCGCUACGCACAUGACGCUACUACCAAGAAUGUAUCGGGGUGGAUGCAGGUCCGAAGCAAAGAAAGACCAAAGGAAGAGUUUUUUCAGAGGAAUUUUCGGAAGUGGAAAUCAUAAAAACAAAACUUUUGAAUGUCUCGGGGUUAAUUUAAAAGGCUCUGUGGAUUGAUAGGAGUGUUAAAUCCGAAGAACCAUACGUGCCCCAGAUGAAGUUUGCAAUGUUCUGGACUAUCUUGCCAGUUGUGUGGAAUACAGACUUAUUGUUAAUCAGUUGGGAGUGCACAAAUGCAGCGUGAAGAGGUUAGUGUACGCUUUAAUAUUUUGCCUUUAAUAUACCUUCUUUAUAAUCUAACAUCUCAUUCGGGAGUCCAAAUUAAGCCGGCAUUUUACAUUUCUUAAGCUACCUUCUUAAAUAAAUCUCUUGUUUCCUUUUUUCCACCAUCAAUGUACUUCAAACUGUUCUGUUCUUUUAAUUUGUGAAGGAAAUGAACAGUCUUUUGCUAAUGUUUUUAUUGAAUGGUAUUGAGACCGUUGAGACUGGUGCAUGCGUGAUACGAAGGGUCCUCUCCGGCCGCACACACCCCCUCAAGAGAUCUGGUUUCCAAUCCAAUUAUCCAGGUGUGUUAGUCCGACUUUUCAAAAACCGAACAGGAUCAGAUUAAGGCGUUUCCAUGGGCUGUGGGAGGCUUGUUUAGAGCCAAACUAUUUGAGAAAUCGUACUAAAUUAAUGCAUGGACACAUACUGAUAGAUUGCUUGAUUGAUUGAUUGAUUGAGACUUUUAUUAGUAGGUUGCACAGUGAAGUACAUAUUCCGUACAAUUGGUAACACCCGAAUAAGCUUUUCAACUUGUUUAAGUCGGGGUCCACUUAAAUUGAUUCAUGAUACAGAUAUAUACUAUCAGAUAUAUACUAUCAUCAUAAUACAGUCAUCACACAAGAUAAUCACAUUGAAUUAUUUACAUUAUUUACAAUCAGGGGUGUGGAGGGGGGGGGGUAG